GGGGAUUCUGGGAAGGAAAUCAGCGUGGCGGCGAAGGUUACAAACUCAGUGGUAUUCCAUUGAAGUCCAAUUCAGUUCAACUCAGCUCAAUAACAAUGGCAUCAUCGAAGGUUUUGUGUAGGUUAUCGUCUCGGUUACAAGCUCUUACCCAUAACAAGUUCACCAAACCUUCUUUCCCUCUCCACCUCAAUCCUCAAUCUGCCUCUGCGCGACGCGUUUCUUGCACUUCCCGGUUACCAGUGGAGUUGAGUAGCUUCGAAUCAAUGAUGCCGUUGCAUAGUGCGGUAGCUUCAGCUAGAUUAGUAUCAAGUUUGUCCAUUGAGUCUCUGGGUUGGGGAUUAGUUCCUCAAGGUAUUUCCAUGCCUUUAUGACAGCAUUUGUCUGCAAUUAGUUGUUGCAAGGUAGCAUUUCCAUUUGAUGGCAGGCUCAUGUUGGUGUUUUCAUUUGUUGUAAUCUUGAGCCCAUUGACAUAGGGUCCUUCAUCUGAUAUUUGAGGAACAUGCAAUGCAAUUGAUGUUACUUAUUGGUUGGUUCAUUUCAUCUUCAUUUAUUUCUGGAAUAUCUUUUUUAGUUUAUCCAGUCUCUGGGUGAGUUUUUUGUUAACAACUAAUGCAUUAAAGUGAAUUAUAAUU
Messenger RNA from Abrus precatorius (Indian licorice), 632 nucleotides. RefSeq lists its product as uncharacterized. Lineage: Eukaryota; Viridiplantae; Streptophyta; Magnoliopsida; Fabales; Fabaceae. Gene Ontology annotation, cellular component: mitochondrion. The transcript has 3 exons. The coding region runs from base 96 to 371 and encodes 91 amino acids. The record is from RefSeq and is a predicted model, not a curated record.